AUGAACGACACACUAUCACCGGACAUGAUCAGUCGGUUCCGUGAUCUGAAGAUGCUGGAGUCUGGCGAAGGGCCUAGGCCACCGAUGCAGCAAAGCCCGGACGGGAGACACCACGGCGGAGCGUUUGCUGGCCAAUCCGCGGCCACCAAGUCUCAGUUCAUUCCGGCCAUUUGCAACUUUCAAACGGCACGGAAAAUGGCACAGGAGAAUCUCGAGCACCAGCCGCUACCGGAUGCAGUCAUCGAUAUUGCAUUUCGGAAAGCGCAGGCCACCGGCUACCCUAACCCGGGCACGGAGCUGAGCGUCGGACCCUAUGCAACCGGUGUCGGCUGUAAAAACUAUAAAGCGGGCCCGACCAAAUGCACCAAGUACCGGGUGUAUCGUCCGAAGACGUGCGGCGUGAUACCGAAGGUUUCGAGCGCCCUUGAUACUCCGGAGCGGCCGGAGAGUAUGCGCGUGAAGAAGAAGGUCGGGGCGAUGGAUCUGGCCAUCGGGUGGGAGUUUCGCACCAAGCACGAGCCCCGCUCACAAACGUACAUGGACGGUUCGAAGCAGUCCGUGGCACCGCCAAUCUUUGAAGUCGUCGAACCAGCGAAGGAUCUCAACCUGCCGGCCGUGGUACACGCCGGAGGAGUAUUUUCCAACACUCUCGGUGAGGAGGACUUUUUCGACCGCGAUGUCAUCCGCCAGCACAAGCGUCUGGUGCGUCCCACAAGCAACCGCUGUAAGUGUGGCAACGGGUCGGCACGGUCCUCCAAACCCGGCACAGCCCGCGAGCAAAGACAACAGCGCAAAGCGGAUGCCAAACGUGCGGAAGCGCACCAGCAGCAACAGGACCAACUCGAGGAUACACCGCCGAUGGAGAUAAACAACAACAGUCUACCAGCUGUCCGCUCGCACGGGUCACAGGGCAAGGAGCGGAUUAUGGAGGAGAUGCAUCGUAGCCAGCACGCCAACGCGCCAAACAGUGCCAACUCAAUGGAGCGGAAGCUCCACGAUACGGUUGUGACGCAUGCGGAAAAAAUCGAACGAUUCUGCCAUCAGUUUGCGCCGGAGGAGUUCCCGUACAAGUUUCACCAGGAGUAUCGGUGCGCCUUCAAGGCGGGCAUUCCGCAGAGCAACGUGUCGGGGACUCUGAGCAGCUUCGACACCGGACCAGCCUCGGGCCAGCGCAAACCCGCCGCAGACUACAAAAAGCUGCUCCACAUCCCGAAGCCGCGGGAACCGUACACAAAGAAAAACUACGUCAUUGACACGCUCGCGCCUCCGUUUGCGUUCUGGAAGAAGGGUUCUGGUUACCCGGACUACUGGCGGCUGAUCAGCGUUUACCAGCAGGCGUACAAUAAGCCGAUUGAGAAGAGAAAGUAG
Molecule: messenger RNA, 1368 nt
Organism: Anopheles cruzii
Lineage: Eukaryota; Metazoa; Arthropoda; Insecta; Diptera; Culicidae
Exons: 3
Coding region: 1-1368 (455 amino acids)
Source: RefSeq, a predicted model, not a curated record